UUAGCACAGCGCGCCCGCCGCCCUCAGAGGCGGCCAGCGCCGUUGUUCGGGCGCGGAUGGACCGAGAAAGGGGUUUUUUUUUAAUGCAGGAUGUUACAGUCGCUGCGGCCCUGCCCUGAAGCCCCCGGGAGACCGACAGAAGCCGUCCCGCGUUGCGCAUGCGCAGCCGUGAGGUCGCGGCGCACGGCGAGGAGGAGGGUGGUGGUGUGAGAGCUGCCGCCGUAAAGCGCGGAGGAUGUCAGGGGUGCCGGGUCCCGCCGAGCCGCCGGUGUUCGAGAAGCGGCUACUGGUGACGGGCGGCGCUGGCUUCAUUGCUUCACAUGUAGUCGUCUCUCUUGUGAAAAGCUAUCCAAACUAUCUGAUUAUAAAUCUAGAUAAGCUCGACUACUGUGCAAGCUUGAAGAAUCUUGAAACGGUCUCUGAGAAGGAAAACUACAAGUUUAUCCAGGGGGAUAUUUGUGAACCUGAUUUUAUAAAACAGCUCUUCAAAACUGAGAAAAUAGAUAUAGUCCUUCAUUUUGCAGCCCAAACACAUGUAGAUCUUUCAUUUUGGCAUGCCCUGGAAUUCACGUACGUGAAUGUUUAUGGCACUAAUGUGCUGGUUGCAGCUGCACAUGAAGCCAAUGUGGAGAAGUUUGUCUAUGUUAGUACAGAUGAAGUAUACGGAGGUAGCACUGAUGAGGAAUUUGAUGAAUCCUCACCAAAACGUCCAACAAAUCCCUAUGCCUCCUCUAAAGCAGCUGCAGAGUGUUUUGUCCAGUCUUACUGGGAAAGGUAUCAAUUCCCAGUUGUUAUCACACGGAGCAGUAAUGUCUAUGGACCGCACCAGUAUCCAGAAAAAGUUAUUCCAAAGUUUAUAUCUUUGCUGCAACAGAACAGAAAAUGCUGUAUUCAUGGUUCUGGACUUCAAAAAAGGAAUUUCCUUUAUGCGGCUGAUGUAGUAGAAGCAUUCCUUACUGUCCUGAAGGAGGGGAAGCCAGGUGAAAUUUAUAACAUUGGAACUAACUUUGAGAUGUCCAUAGCCCAGCUUGCAAAGGAGUUAAUCCAUUUAAUAAAGAAGACCAGUUCGGAAUCUGAAAUGGAGCACUGGAUGGAUUACGUCAAAGACAGACCUACCAAUGACCUGAGAUACCCAAUGAAUUCAGAAAAAAUGCAUAACCUGGGAUGGAGACCUAAAGUGCCGUGGAAAGAAGGAAUAAAGAAAACAAUUGAAUGGUACAAGGAAAACUUUCACAACUGGAAGAACUCAGAGAAAGCUUUGGAGCCCUUUCCUGUGAGAGAGCCAUUUGCACAGCUCAGUGGUCCGUAGGGUGGUGGAGGACCUGAAGGAGUUUUUUUCUACCUCAGACAGUCUUUUCUUUGAAGCCUGCAAUCAAGUGGCCAUGCUGACUCUUAAUGUAUUCAAGAUACGUGAACCAUGAGGAGUACAGAACUACAGUACGGCACAACUUUGGAAGGGUUUCAGCACUUUAUACAUUGAACCUGUUUAUUUCAGCUUUUGGUGCAAUACUAUAUUCUCACUGAGUAUUGGUUUUAAAGAACUGUUACAGGGUGAAGAAUAUUUAUAAUGCUAUACAUUAGUGUACCUGAUGUCAGAUAUGCCUUAUUAAUUGAGAAUAAUUAAUUGCAA
Molecule: messenger RNA, 1630 nt
Organism: Phalacrocorax carbo (great cormorant)
Lineage: Eukaryota; Metazoa; Chordata; Aves; Suliformes; Phalacrocoracidae
Source: RefSeq, a predicted model, not a curated record